Molecule: messenger RNA, 4876 nt
Organism: Myotis lucifugus (little brown bat)
Lineage: Eukaryota; Metazoa; Chordata; Mammalia; Chiroptera; Vespertilionidae
Gene: FRMPD1
Product: FERM and PDZ domain containing 1
Exons: 15
Coding region: 48-4751 (1567 amino acids)
Cellular component (GO): cytoskeleton
Molecular function (GO): protein binding
Source: RefSeq, a predicted model, not a curated record
AAUGUGUUGGCCAGCUUCUCAAGGAAACUCUUCUUCCGUUUAGGUAAAUGGAAGAGCUGGAGACACGGAAAGCCCACAGAAUAGAACAAAUGGUGGCAAGAUGGCUCCGGCGCUCCCGGGACAGCUCCGCCCGGGCUAAAGUCACUGCAGCCGAUGGGUCCCCUGGGAUCCCAACCCAGACCCUCAUCCCUGUGAAGCACACAGUAAAAGUAGACAAAGAUGCCCUCCUGCAGGACUAUGGGUUUCACAUUUCCGAGAGCCUUCCCCUCACAGUGGUGGCCGUCACACCAGGAGGCUGCGCUCACGGCAAGCUUUUCCCCGGCGAUCAGAUCCUCCAAGUGAACAACGAGCCGGCUGAAGACCUCUCCUAUGAACGAGCAGUGGAUAUCCUGAGGGAAGCUGAAGAUUCUCUUUCCAUAACAGUUGUUCGCUGCACGUCGGGAGUCCCCAAGUCAUCCUUCCUGACCGAGGAGAAGAGAGCCAGGCUGAAGACCAACCCUGUGAAGGUACACUUCGCUGAGGAAGUGCUCGUCAGCGCACACAGCCAGGGAAAUUCUCUGCUGUGUAUGCCCAACGUGCUCAAGCUGUACUUGGAGAAUGGACAGACCAAAGCUUUCAAGUUUGAAGCAGACACCACUGUGAAGGACAUCAUCCUCACGGUGAAGGAGAAGCUGUCGAUCCGAUGUACGGAGUACUUUGCGCUGGUCCUAGAAGAGCAGUACAACGUCUCACGGCUGCACCUGCUGCAUGAGGAGGAGCUCAUCCAGCAGGUGGUGGAAAAGGAAGAGUUACAAGACUACCGCUGCCUCUUCAGGGUAUGUUUUGUUCCCAAGGACCCCCUGGACCUCCUGAAAGAAGACCCCGUGGCCUUUGAAUACCUCUAUCUGCAGAGCUGCAGCGACGUGCUCCAGGAGCGCUUUGCUGUGGAAAUGAAAUGCAGCUCUGCGCUGAGACUUGCGGCCCUGCACAUCCAGGAGCGGAUCUACGCCUGCGCCCAGCCACAGAAGAUCUCUUUGAAGUACAUAGAGAAAGACUGGGGCAUAGAGAACUUCAUUUCUCCAACGUUACUCCGAAACAUGAAAGGCAAAGACAUCAAGAAAGCCAUAAGCUUCCACAUGAAGAGGAACCAGAAUCUGCUGGAACCCCGACAGAAGCAACUUAUUUCCGCUGCCCAGCUACGUUUAAAUUAUCUACAGAUCCUUGGGGAACUCAAGACAUACGGCGGGAAAAUCUUUAAUGCUACUUUAAUGUUACAGGAUAGAGAAUCCUAUGUUGCCCUUCUAGUGGGAGCCAAGUAUGGGAUUAGCCAGAUUAUCAAUAGCAAACUCAACAUCAUGUCCACGUUGGCCGAGUUUGCAAACAUCAGCCGUGUGGAGCUGACAGAAGAGUCUGAGAAAGUGAGCGUGGUCAAAGUGUACCUGCAGGACAUCAAGGUUCUGACGUUGCUCCUGGAAUCCAACAGUGCAAAAGACCUGGCCUGCCUGGUCGCUGGGUACUACAGGCUGUUUGUCGACCCGGUUACCUCCAUCUUCCUCUGGCCGGGGAACAAACAGCAGGUGCACCGAGUGUCUGCUGAGGAAGGCUACGAGUCCAGGGCGUGCAGUGACUCAGAGGAGUCCUCCGAAGUGGACUGCGUGCUGGAGCCCCUCUCUGACCAACACCUGCCAAGGCCGGGCCCCUGCAGAUCGCCCGCAAAAGAGGAGCAGCCCCCCGGGGACAGCCCCACGCCUGAGGUGGCCGGGAGAGGCCCGAGCGCCUGCGGGGCCAGCAGCGUGACCGACAGUGCCGAGUCCGAGGCGUCCGACUCGGCCAACACCGAGAGCCGAGGCUGCAGGACCAGCGGCUCGAGCGAGUCCAUGGAUGCCCUGGAGGAGGAUGACUUGGACGCCUGCUCCUCCAGCAGGUCCGGCUUCUUCCACUUCGGCUUCCCGGAGAGAGGCGAAUCUGACAGCCAGGAGGAGAGGAGCAGGAUAGAGACCAGCGGCUUCCUCUGUCUCCUGGACCUGGCCCAGCGAGCCAGCCCUCAGCCCCAGAAGACGGAGCUCUCUGAGAGCCCCGCUCCUGGGACCUUCGGCUGGGCACCAGACCCCAGUGCAGCCCGGCUGGACCCCGGGCUGUACGAGGGCAGCCAGACUGACUACUACAGCCUGUGCUCCAGCGUCUCCCCGGCCAGGCACCUGAGUGACAGCUCAGACAGCACAGCUUCCCGGCAGGGUGGGGGCCCGCCAGCCUGGGGCCAGCAGGGCUGGUCUGAGGCCCAGCCCAGCUCCACGCUGGAGGCCCUGGGCCCUGCCUGCGAGGAGGGCAGCUCGGAUGAGGAAUACUACGAUGCAGCUGACAAGCUCACACCCCCAGACACCCUCUCAGGGCCCGGAGCUAUUUCUGCUGCAGAACCCAGUGCCACACGCACACAGAGUGAGGCUAGCUCCUGCAGCCCCGAGGACGGCCUGAGAACUGGACCGGACGGAAGAGAGGCACGCAGAAGGGGAGGGGUGAAAAAGUAUGCCAAGACCCUGAGAAAAAGAAGGUCUUUCCUACAGACCGACUACACCUGUCAGGUCUCGUUUCCCCUGGUGCCGUCAGCCUCCCUGGAGAACAUGGACGACGUGUGCUACUACGACAGGGAGCCCUACCUGGCCCUUGGUGCGCCCUCCCCAACUGUGUCCUCUCUGCAGGACGUGCAAGGCGAGCCCGGCCUCCUGGAGACCAAGGCCCUGGGGCUGCUGGCUCCCUUGAGGGAGGCCAAGAGCAAAAACCCAGCCGCCCGGGUCAUGGAGAUGGAGCCGGAGACCAUGGAAACCAAAUCGGUCAUCGACUCUCGAGUGUCUUCUAUUUCCGCCAUUCGCCUCCGGAUUGACCCCGGUCCUAAAGAGAAUUCUGGGGGUGCCCCUGUGCCUGCCACUGUUGCCAGUUGCCCAGCAAGCACCCCUAACUGUCCCAACCCAGGUUCAUCUGGCCCAGACACUGCUCAGACAGAGUCUUCCCAAACUUUAUCUGCAUUUCAAGACUCGGAUGGCAGUGCCCCUGAAGAACUCUCCAUGGAGCUUGAGGGCAGCACCUCCCCCCUCUCCAGUGCUGAGCCGAACACAGGCAGCGUCUGCCUGGCCAUCAGCCAGGGGCCACCUACUGUCUCUCCAGGAGACACACUAGAGCUGGGAGGAGUCCUGUUGGAAGCAGGAUUGGGAUCCCUGUUUACAAAUCCUACGCAAGAGACUGCCCCCCAAAACACCGAGCCCUUGUUGCCUCUUGGAGACAGGCCUGGAAGUGGUGAAUGUGGAAUAAAUUCAGGAGAGAAGGCAGCUCCUUUCCCAAUAAAGGAAGAGCAACAAGGACAACUAUCUCUGGACCGUGAUGGAGGAGUUACAAACAAAAAUGUCACCAACUUAUGUCAUGAUGAACCUGGCAAGGACCCAGGUGACCCUGAGGGUGAUGUGUCAAGUGCUGUUCCGCAGACGACUGGUGUCGGUGCUCCAGAUGGCGGGAUAGCAGCCUCCCCCUCCUUGGAGACUCCUGUAACAGGGACGGACCCGACCCCAGCACACUCCCCCGCCGAACGCCAAGGGCAACGCAGAGAAACCCCAAGCCAUGCCUGCCAGGCCCCAGAUCAAAAACUAUUGGCAGAGCUGGAUUUAGACCCGGAUUUCCUGCCUGAGAACCAGACCAUUCCAUCAGCCUCCCCUCUGGAGGAGGGCAAAGCAGAGCCGCUUAACCAUGUGACAGGGGAAGACACGGGCCCUAGAGACACCCCUCAGCAGGUCUGUUUUACUCCCAGGCCUUCUCCGCUACACCCACUCCCAUGUCCCCAAGGGGAGCCCCACUCAGAAGGUUCAACCCAAUGUUCACUGUCAGAAAGCAGAGACAAAACCCCUAGCAUCUGCCUCCCAGCUGAGAAGUCUUUCUUGUGCUUUUCCCCAGAAAGCCAUCCUAAAGUCUCUGCCAGUCUCAGGAUGGCCACAUCUCUGGGGUUUGCGGGGGUGAAUGAGACAGUGGCCCCCGGGAUUGGAAUGGAGCAGUGCAGCUGCCAGCUCUCCUAUGCCACCUGCUUCCGUGGCCUGCAGCCUGAGACAGAGGAAGAAGACAGGGACUCGGAAGCACCCCCCACCGCCCCCCUCACCUCACCGCCCUCUGCAGGAAGCGGGCUGGCCCUGCCCUGGAGGCCGGCCCGGGCCCACAGCUGCAGCGCGGAGCCCCUGUUGAGAAACAGCCACAUCUGGCCGGAGUACUGCUCCAGGGCUCUGACGCGGUUGAAAGCUGCCCCCGCCAGCACUCCCGAGGGCUUCAUCCGACUCUCGGAGAGCUUGCUGGAAUUACAAGACAUUUUAGAAGCUUCCUGGGGGAAUGGGGACAAGCACCCCCCAGAGAAGUGCACCUGGCACUUUUCUGAAAGCCGGAGCCACCUCUGCAUGGGCUCCCAGAAGCUCCUGUCCAGCUGUCAGCACGUGAUCAGAAUGGACCAGUCCCCCGAAGAGAUGCAGGGUGCCGUGCGCGACACCUUCCAGUACCUGGUCCAGCUGGCUGGCCUGUGCUUCCAGUUCACGGACUGCAGCCGCUGCUCCGCCCGGCACAGGGAGGCAGCCGGGAACCUCAGGGACGUGGUGUACACCUACCACCAGUUUGUGGAGGCCGCCAAGCUGACCUGCGAGAGAGGCUACCACGACCUGAGUGUGAAACUCUUGGCCCAUCAGUGCACGGCCCUCACGGCUGCCGUGUUCUGUUUGACCCAGAAGUUCCGGGCAUCCACUGCCCUGUGAGCAGGCUGGCUGCCCAGACCCCCGGCCCUGCCCUGGAUGCUUCCCGGGAAGCCUCUUCCGUCCCUCCACCCGCCCUCUCAGAUGUUUACUAUUUAGAGUAUUUAAAUAAACUGCUGCUUAAUCUU